Meleagris gallopavo (turkey) is the source of this 2117-nucleotide messenger RNA. NCBI's taxonomy places the organism in Eukaryota, Metazoa, Chordata, Aves, Galliformes, Phasianidae. The record is from RefSeq and is a predicted model, not a curated record.
AUGUGCUGGGGGCUGUCUGAGCUGCCGCUGCCAGGACUGCCCCUCACCCACCCGUCCGUCUGCCCAUCCUUCUGCCCAUCUGCAGCACCGAUGCAGUGUUCCCCUCUGUCUCCCCCACAGAACCAGGCAGAAGCCCACUACAAAGGCCACAAGCACGCCCGGAGGCUGAAAGCCAUCGAGGCCAUGAAGAGCAAGCAGAAGGCAGUGGGGGCCGUGGGCAGGGACAGCACGGCUGACUUCACCCCCGGUCUGGAGGGCGGUGAGGAUCCCAGCGGUGCAGGGGCGCGGGGGGCUCUGAGGGCAUCCGGCAUCCGUGGUGCUGCGGGUCCUCAGCACUACAGCCAGAAGUGCAGCUGGGGAGCGGGGCACAGCCGCUCUCCGGUGUUUGUGCUGGGAACGAGGAUUACUUCGCUGCCCUCCUUCCGUCGGCGCUUUGGGAGCCCUCCCGAGCAGCGCCAGGAGGAGCAGCGCGCACUGCGAGCGUCCUCUGCCCGCCCCGGGAGGCAGAAACUCAGCGCCCGCGGGGGACGGCGCCGCUCGGAGCUGCCGGCUGAGCGCAGGGCUGCCAGCCCCUGCCACGGCCCUGCCCGUCCCCUCGGAAGAUUAUUAAUACCCGCUCUAUUUUUACCUGGCAGCCGGAGCUCACAAUGCUGCGGGGGAAGAUGCGAGGCAGCCGGCAGAGCUGAGCCUGGGGGCGGCUGCACUGCACGGGGGGGACACGGGGGGGUUCCACCCAAUAUAGCAGCGGAGGGGCAGAGCCAGGGCUCCCCGAAUCCCACACCUGUGCACAAUGGGGACCGUAACCCCCCAUCCUAUUGCAGCACUCCGGUGCUCCCCGUGCCCUGUCUCCACGCACGUGCCAUAUCCACCCGCACUGACGCUGCUCUCCCUCUGCCCCCAGGUCCCUCCGGACACAGCAGCCCCCUCCUCGCAUCGCUGCCGAUCCCCGGGCGGCCGCUGCACUCCCCGCUGGACAUCAAACACUUCCUGACCUUCCGCCUCAACGGCACAUCCCCGCUCAACCUCUUCCCCAACUUCAACACGAUGGACCCGGUGCAGAAGGCUGUGAUCAGCCACACCUUUGGCGUGCCUGCCCCACUCAAGAAGAAGCAGUUCAUCUCCUGCAACAUCUGCCACCUGCGCUUCAACUCUGCGGUAAGUCGGGCUGGGGUGGCCCCGCCGUCCCCUCAGCUCUGCCCUGUGGUGCAUCCCAUGGCUGCAGCUCUCCCUUCUCCCAUUCACAUUUUUGUCUUCCUGCUCCUCAUCAUUUUGUGCAGCUCUGCUCCCUGCUGCCUUACUCCUGCUGUUGGUGCUCCAGCUGUGUCAUCAGCUCAUGCAGUUUCUAUCUGCUCCUUGGGAGCUGGAUGUGCUCUCCCUGUGCUGGCCUCCCAGCGCUCUGACGCACAGGUGGUUUGGGUGGUUUUUUUUCUUCCCUGAAUCCCUUCAUUCAAAGUAAAUCAACCACCUUGAAGAGGGAAGGAAGGAAACGUUCAUUGAUCCCCGCAGUAAUGAAUUGCAUGCAGUUGAUCUUUUGUGGUGAGAACUGAUUACACAGUUGGAAAGGGAAUUCUCAUUCAGAUCCACGCAGCACCUGGAGAAGAGGCUCACAGCAGCGGCUCAGAGCCCCUCUGUGUGUUAAUGGGCAGAUCUGGGGACUGAGCUCUGUGCUGCUGGGCUGGCACUGUGGGUACAGCAGAACAUGCACCGUGCUGUGCUCUGCCCCGGCCUCCAGGACACCCUGAGGGCUCCCAUCCCUGCGAGGAGGGGAUGGUUUGCAGGGAUGGUUUGCAGGGAUGAGUGGAUUCAGAGAGCUCAUUGUCAGCCGUUCUACUCAUCUGUGCUGCUGCUCCAUCGUGUGCAGGACUGGGAAUGAGGCAGAAGGCUCUGGCUGUGGUUCAUCUGCUCGAGCCAGAGCUGCUCCCACGGCACCCAUGGGUGCUGCACCCAGCAGGGAGCACUGAGCUGGCUCUGAGUUCCACUGCUGCGCAUGGAGAGAUGGAGAGAUGUGCACCGUGUGGCUGCGCUGCAUCAGCAGAGCCCCGCUGCGGGCGCUGCUCCUCCAGCCACAGUCAGCUUCUGCCGGCUUAAUUAUUUCGCUUGGCAACCGAGCGGCGCGG